GGUCUACCAACAGAACACCAGCUGACUUAUUAUUUUGGUGUUUGGUGUCGCAGCUUCUCUGCUUCUGCAAUCAAAAUAAAUAAUUGAUCAUAGUUUACAAAGUUAACGCACUAGACGUGAGAGGCUUUAUAAUGCCAAUAAUUCCAAGCUCAGGUCGUCGCACUUCUUCAUCUUCCGAGAUGCCCAGGGAGUUUAAAAUCGCCGGAGGUGACGACGAGUUCAACUCGAGGAACAGGAGCGUCUUCGACCAACUCAACUCUCUGUCCCCCUCUGUACGAACCUCAACUUCUGUGUCCGUCGAUGACUUCCCCGAGCGCAGCCACCGAAGGCGCAGCCACGAGACGAGACACCUUCGAGGACAAGAAAGUCUCUUCAAGAGACCGGAUCCGCCGCCACCUCGCUGGCACGGUGGGCAGCGCAUUGCAGACCACCAGAAGAACCCUCACAAGUGGACUCGGUACAGCCUGGGCGACGUCAGCAGCGAGGACAUGUCCGACCGGACAAACACUAGUACGGCCCUGUCUUUUUUGAACGAGUUGAGGAAAAGGAGGGAGCAGAAGGAGGAAGAUGAGAUGGAAACUGAUGAACCUACUCAGCAAGUGCAGUUCAAGAGACCGGCCAGAAAACAAGGUGCUGCCAAAGAGGCUCGAGAGGCCAGCCCCGAGGGCAAGCCGGAAGGGCCUAUUUUCAGGGGCAGCAAGAGGGUCAUGCCCGAAUAUAUUGUUGGGCAGAGGAGUGGACAGAGCUCUAGACGAGGAGAUAGGAAGAGUCAGGCCGAUGGCAAGAGCAAAAAGUUGAAAUUGGACCAUUUGAUGAUGGAAGAUGAGGAUGGUGACAGUGACUGAAACAAUCUGUUAUUAAUCAGUGCUAUUUUUUAGAGUGUAAAAAAUUAAGUUAAAAUAUGUUCAGUAUCAAUUAAACCAUAAUUAUUAAAAGAAAA
Messenger RNA from Neocloeon triangulifer, 940 nucleotides. Its product is annotated as U5 small nuclear ribonucleoprotein TSSC4. Lineage: Eukaryota; Metazoa; Arthropoda; Insecta; Ephemeroptera; Baetidae. The record is from RefSeq and is a predicted model, not a curated record. Bases 132 to 845 code for a protein of 237 amino acids. The transcript has 2 exons.